GCAAUCAGCCGGAGUCUGCUUCUGUUUCCGGAGGGACUAUGUUUCCGUGAGCACUCGCUGACGGAGUAUUUUUGCUUCGUUGUUUCGGCGUAGAUAUUUUUAUUCUUUCAGCAAAAAUAAUAAGUUUACCGGAAACGUGUUUGAUUCUUAAGGGGAACAUUGCAUGUGAGGAGCCGGAGCGGUGGCAGAGGUUCAUGUUGAUGCUGGUCUUUCUUUCUGGAUGAUGGUUUCCUUCCUGACUGUCGCCGUUCCCUGAGGGUCUGACCCUCGUCAUCCUCUCUAGCCGCUGGACCCCAUGGAGGAGUAGCUCUUGAGUGACAGGUACGAGAACCAAUUGCACGUCAAGACUCACAGCGGCAGGGCCGAGAGGAAGAGAGGAUGUCGUCUAACCGGACUCAGACCCCUCACGGUCUGAAGCAGAUUGGGCUGGACCAGAUCUGGGAGGACCUGCGGGCAGGUAUACAGCAGGUGUAUACCCGGCAGAGCAUGGCCAGGUCGCGCUACAUGGAGCUCUACACUCAUGUGUAUAAUUAUUGCACUAGUGUGCAUCAAUCGAAUCAGGCCCGCGUUGCAGGUGCCCCUCCGUCCAAACCUUCUAAGAAGACCUCCACACCCGGAGGAGCUCAGUUUGUGGGGCUGGAACUCUAUAAGCGAUUAAAGGAAUUUCUGAAGAAUUACCUUACAAACUUACUGAAGGAUGGAGAAGACCUCAUGGACGAGAGCGUCCUUAAGUUUUACACACAGCAGUGGGAGGAUUACAGGUUCUCCAGUAAGGUUCUCAAUGGGAUCUGCGCUUACCUCAAUCGCCACUGGGUCCGCCGAGAGUGUGACGAGGGUCGAAAGGGGAUCUAUGAAAUCUACUCUCUGGCUCUAGUGACGUGGAGGGAAUGCUUGUUUCGGCCAUUAAAUAAGCAGGUCACAAAUGCAGUAUUGAAGCUGAUCGAAAAGGAAAGGAACGGAGAAACCAUCAACACCAGACUCAUCAGUGGUGUGGUGCAGUCCUACGUGGAGUUGGGUCUCAACGAGGACGAUGCCUUUGCUAAAGGCCCGACCCUGUCCGUCUACAAGGAGUACUUUGAGAGCCAGUUCCUGGCCGACACCGAACGGUUUUAUACAAGGGAAAGCACAGAGUUCCUGCAACAAAAUCCCGUUACUGAGUACAUGAAGAAGGCAGAGUCUCGUCUGCUGGAGGAACAGAGAAGAGUUCAGGUGUAUCUCCAUGAGAGCACACAGGAUGAGCUGGCCAGGAAAUGUGAGCAGGUUCUUAUAGAGAAACACCUGGAGAUCUUCCACACAGAGUUCCAAAACCUGCUAGACGCAGACAAGAAUGAAGAUCUCGGUCGCAUGUACAAUCUGGUGUCGCGCAUCACGGACGGCUUGGGAGAGCUAAAGAAACUUUUGGAAACGCACAUUUAUAAUCAAGGCCUGGCUGCUAUAGAGAAGUGUGGCGAGUCUGCUCUCAAUGACCCCAAAAUGUACGUCCAGACCAUUUUGGAUGUCCACAAAAAGUACAACGCCCUAGUGAUGUCGGCAUUCAACAACGAUGCUGGAUUUGUGGCUGCUCUGGACAAGGCGUGCGGGCGUUUCAUCAAUAACAAUGCCGUUACAAAGAUGGUUCAGUCCUCCAGCAAAUCGCCCGAACUACUGGCCAGAUAUUGUGACUCGUUGCUCAAGAAAAGUUCCAAAAACCCAGAGGAGGCCGAACUUGAGGACACUCUCAAUCAAGUGAUGGUGGUGUUCAAGUACAUCGAGGACAAGGACGUGUUUCAGAAGUUCUAUGCAAAGAUGCUGGCCAAACGUCUGGUCCAUCAGAACAGUGCCAGUGAUGAUGCAGAGGCCAGCAUGAUCUCCAAACUAAAGCAAGCUUGCGGCUUUGAGUACACAUCAAAACUGCAGCGCAUGUUUCAGGACAUCGGAGUGAGCAAAGACCUCAAUGAACAAUUCAAGAAACACCUCACAAACUCUGAGCCUUUGGACUUGGACUUCAGCAUCCAGGUGCUAAGCUCAGGUUCCUGGCCUUUCCAGCAAUCCUGCACGUUUGCCCUGCCGUCAGAGUUGGAGAGAAGCUACCAAAGGUUCACAGCCUUCUACGCAAGCAGGCACAGCGGCCGUAAGCUCACCUGGCUUUACCACCUGUCCAAAGGAGAACUGGUCACCAACUGCUUCAAAAACCGCUACACCUUACAGGCCUCCACGUUCCAGAUGGCCAUUCUACUGCAGUAUAACACAGAAGAUGUUUAUACGGUGCAGCAGUUGACAGACAGCACACAGAUCAAAAUUGAUAUACUGGUGCAAGUUUUGCAAAUAUUAUUGAAAUCCAAGUUGCUGGUUCUGGAGGAUGAGAAUGCAAAUGUGGAUGAAGUGGAAUUCAAACCCGACACUCUCAUAAAACUUUUCUUGGGUUAUAAAAAUAAAAAGCUGCGAGUAAACAUUAAUGUGCCAAUGAAGACGGAGCAGAAACAGGAACAGGAAACGACCCACAAAAACAUUGAGGAGGACCGAAAACUCCUUAUUCAGGCGGCCAUAGUGAGAAUCAUGAAGAUGAGGAAAGUCCUGAAGCACCAGCAGCUCCUUGCAGAAGUUCUGAAUCAGCUCUCAUCGCGGUUCAAACCCAGAGUCCCCGUCAUCAAGAAGUGCAUUGACAUCCUUAUAGAGAAAGAGUAUCUGGAGAGGGUGGAUGGAGAGAAGGACACCUACAGCUACCUGGCCUAAACCUACAGCUACCCCUCCACGGCCUUCUGUCUGUCUCUCACGCUUAUUGUUUUUUUUUUUAAUAAGUUGUUUCUCUGGUAAUAAAUAUCAUUCCUCUUGAUGCUGGGCUUGUUUUGAAGGAAUUUUUAAAAGGACAAACAAGCGUGUGUGAGUUCAACUUUACUGUUUUAUUGGACCGCCUCUCCCCUGGAUGGACAAGAUUGUACAUACAUGCAUACAUACAUACAUACAUUCAGAGAGAUGUUGAGCUUUAAUGCAAAAAUGAAACAUUACAGGUUUAAAAUGCCAAAUUGGAAAUAAACCCUUCACAUUACGCAUGCUAUUGCCCAUCAGCAUUAAAAUGAAUAAAAAUAUAAACAAGGUUAAACUGAAAUCCUAUAGCAGUUAAAAUGCCUGGAUAAUGUUUUAUGAAACAGAAAAAAUAGGAAAAGGUGCAAUUUUAGGUGCACAUGCCAGGGAGAAAAGACCGGUUUGUGUAUUCUGAAUUGUUUCCUGCUACCAGAAAACCAUUUGUAUAGUGUGGUUCACUUUUUUAAAUGUGUGUUAAAUAAAAGAAUUAAAUGUU
Molecule: messenger RNA, 3277 nt
Organism: Misgurnus anguillicaudatus (oriental weatherfish)
Lineage: Eukaryota; Metazoa; Chordata; Actinopteri; Cypriniformes; Cobitidae
Gene: cul1a
Product: cullin 1a
Biological process (GO): ubiquitin-dependent protein catabolic process
Cellular component (GO): cullin-RING ubiquitin ligase complex
Molecular function (GO): ubiquitin protein ligase binding
Source: RefSeq, a predicted model, not a curated record